AUGCGCCUAUGUUAUAAUUGCAGGCAACCUGGGCACGAAUCCGUCAAUUGUCCAAGCCCCCGCAGCACUCAGGCCAAGCAAUGCUAUAUGUGUGGGGGAGUCGGCCACAUUCAAGUAGACUGUCCCAAUAACCUGCGUCCAAGUGGUGGGGGCGGAAGCGUGGGUCCUGGUCAGAAGUGUUAUAAUUGUGGUCGUCCUGUAAGCGACUCGUUUAUUCAACAUGCCGCGGGUGGGCUCGCUGGAAAUUCAGCAGCUGGAGGGGGGUUCCGUGGUGGAUCUGGUCGUGGGGCUGGGGUCAACGCUACUGUGAAGUGUUUCCGCUGCCAAGGCCCAAACCAUUAUGCUCGUGAUUGUAUGGCAGCCCCAGGAACGAUCACACUGGACAGCAAACCAAAGACAUGCUACAAGUGUCAUAAGGAAGGACACAUUGCACGCGCGUGUCCAGAAGGUGCAGAGUAUGCUACUUGA
Molecule: messenger RNA, 468 nt
Organism: Rhizoctonia solani
Lineage: Eukaryota; Fungi; Basidiomycota; Agaricomycetes; Cantharellales; Ceratobasidiaceae
Product: Zinc finger, CCHC-type
Exons: 5
Coding region: 1-468 (155 amino acids)
Biological process (GO): positive regulation of cytoplasmic translation
Cellular component (GO): cytoplasm
Molecular function (GO): mRNA binding; translation regulator activity; zinc ion binding
Source: RefSeq, a predicted model, not a curated record